Cutaneotrichosporon oleaginosum is the source of this 1068-nucleotide messenger RNA. RefSeq lists its product as uncharacterized. The record is from RefSeq and is a predicted model, not a curated record. Lineage: Eukaryota; Fungi; Basidiomycota; Tremellomycetes; Trichosporonales; Trichosporonaceae.
UCUUUCGCUCACAAUGUUGUCUGGUCAGAGGCGGAGUCGACAACGCUGCCAUGGCAGUCAAGGAGGGUGGCGAUCGUGGCGAGCCACCUCUCGCAAGACGGUGGCCGCAUCGCUGAUGAUGACACGGAGGUAACCCGCGCCUCAGCCCAUGAGGGUUCUUAUGACGUAGCUAUAAUCGUACUUGUUUUAGCCUGCCAUUCGGUUCUGCCCGACAAUCAAGCCUUGCAGCCUGAUGAGCAACGUGAUGUCGCUCUACGAGACACAUUCCGCCCUUCCCUCCCUCUCGAGGUUUGGGUUCGCAUCCUCUCCUUACCUUCACCCAGACGAAGCCCUUGCCCUCCGUUCCGUUAACCGCAUUCUACGAUCUGCAGCACUCUGCGCUAGCCUACACCGCCCAAAUAUCCUUCGAUCUCCCCUUACGCAUGACUUACGCGAAACGCACCGUUCUGCAGCACGUACAUCACCUGCAAGUAUUCGCGUCCUCGGAGAUCAUACCGAGACCGGGCAAGUGUUACCCGCUGAAUCGUCUCCUCGCCCUGCUCCGCUGUCUUCCCGCCGGCACCCUGCGCACAUUCGCAGCACCAUAACGACAUCGCGACCGUACCAUGCUGGCCGCUCGAGCGCCUCGACAUUUCGCAUAACCGCUGCCGCGAUUGCGUUCCCUACCUCCUCGCCUCCUUGCACAUGCAGCAACUCGACGCAAGCAGCCUCGGUCUUCGUCCGCAAGAUAUCGAGUGCACAAUGCCCGGGCCAGCGCUCCGCGAAUUCUGUGGAAUCGGGAAUACCGAGCUCAUGUUGCGCGACUUGUGGGCACUGCGCGCAGCCUGGACGCAAGCACUGUGUACCGAAGUGGUUUUGCACUACGUCUGCGGGCAGCCGUGGUCUCGGCAGAGGGGACACCGCCGCCCACAUCGGAGGGGGUCCUCGCGAUCGUUUACGGCGCUGAAAUGAAACUCUGCGACGAGGUAGACGUGCUGUAGCAGGAGAGGAUCGGCCGCGGCCGCUUCGGCGAUGAGUGAAAGUAUGGGGUUGCAAUAGUACCGUUGUAUGUAGUGUAUCCUAGUCCAU